AUGGGAACAGGGGCGGAUAUUAUCAAAAAACUCACCCCGGCACCGACGCCAACGUUCAACGCAUGGAAUACGAUUCGAACAGGCAAUCGAAUCAAAACUGACAGAAAUGAUUCAGAGGCUAAUGAGGAGGUGUCGAGUAAAGAGAAUAUGAAUAGAUAUAAGGGCACGUUAGAGGCCGCAAAUCGAGUACAUAUUGGAAAAGAACAUAAGCCAGGAGCUAUGAAGACUAACAUGAACACAACCGACACAGACCGCCGUGAGCUUGUGUGUGUAGGAGAAAACACAACAGUUGUAAGACCUAGGUUUAAGAACAAGACUUGGUCUAGAAAAGAUGCUACCUCAACGAUCAAAAAUCGCAGUCGUCGAAGGACAGGGUCGCUGGCAGUACACUCACCCACAGCUUAUCCAAAUGUAACAAUGACUAACGAUCUUUUUGGAGGAGGGAAUUUUUACCAGGCGCCUGGAGUAUCCUAUGGAGGAUACCCGUUUGGAAACCCUGUUGAUCUUAUACCACCAACAUACCCAUCGAUGUGCGUCAAUAAUAGCAUACCCAUGCCCAUGCCAACACAUAUGCCAGGUCCCAUUCCGAUGAUGGGACAUAAACCGGAUGGAUAUCCAUUACCGCAGGGAAAAGUCUCUGAAUCCUUUGCUACGUUACCACCAUCCGCAAUACAUCCUUAUUUUCAUCAGUUAUCGCCUUCUCCCCCACUUGAUAUGUACCAAAUGCCGUACAAUCCAUACUAUCAUCCAGUCCAUGCACGAGUAGACCCCAUACCCAGUCCCUAUCGCAUAUAUGAAAUCAAAAACCAAAUUCUAUAUUAUUUUUCACCGGAAAAUAUGAAUACGGACAAUUAUCUUAAGUCCUUGAUUGAUCAUACAACUGGGGGUGUACUUUUGACGGAACUUAUAAAAUUUAAGCGGUUGAAUAUGAUGACCAAUAAUGGUCGUGAUAUAAUAAUAUUACAAGAUAUUAUCAAAUAUGAGUGUUUCCCGGAACUUGAACUCAUUCAAAUGGAACAGGGCGUGGGCGUUAAGAGUAAAUAUUGGAGAAAUGCGAUUAUGUAG
Molecule: messenger RNA, 1065 nt
Organism: Debaryomyces fabryi
Lineage: Eukaryota; Fungi; Ascomycota; Pichiomycetes; Serinales; Debaryomycetaceae
Gene: SLF1
Product: Slf1p
Exons: 1
Coding region: 1-1065 (354 amino acids)
Source: RefSeq, a predicted model, not a curated record